AUGCUACUCUCAGCCGAGUCAACACCAACUAGGUUCAUUUCUGUCAAAGGUUUAUCCUCGCCCUUCCGGGAUCAACCGGCCACUUCCUUGACUGUCUCAUCCCAUGUCAUUGACAUCUCACCCUCGCCCCCGCCUCCGGCUUCGCUGCUUGCUAACCUUAGCGGUAGAUUUGAAGACGCCCUAUCGCCCGAUGUGAAGACUCCCACAGAAAGCGAGCUCAACCCCAUGCUGGAUAUUGAUGAGUUUGCGAUUUCGGAGCCAACAACGCUCAACGCUAGACAUCAGCCCAUUGGUCUUGGCUUGGGUAUUGACACUGGAGAAAGCACUUUCGCCAACUUUUUGCCCAUGUCAGCAGAAGCUCUUCACUCUACACCUACGCUGCCUUGGGGUAUCGAGCAAAGCGCGCCAUCUUCAUCACCGCUUGUCACCCUAUCGACGCGUCGAGUACAGCUGAGUCCUUGGCCGACAUCUUUCGACAACCUCACUCCCGAGCGGUCAGAAAAUCAUGAUUCUUGGACAGAAGCCGUUUUGCAUGGUCAGGAGCUUGAAACCGCAGAGCAUCGCCCACGUGCCACUCUCAAGAGGGAAACAAAUCCGUCUCCAGAAAUUUCGCCUUCUCUCUCAAUUAAAUCUCCGGUUCACGUGUCGUCGGUCACACCGCAGACGAACACCCUGAAGACUGAGAAUGUUCCGUCGAUCUCCCAAAGGCUAACGCGAAGACUGUUAUCAUUCAACCGGAAAUCGCUGGCUGGAGACGACUUCAAAUCAGAAAAAGUUGCCCCAGAGCUUCAAGUUAUCCCUGAGCUUGUCAUUUCACCCAUCCCGGAUUCAUCAUCCGGACCAAUGCCCCUCUCGAUGAAAUUUAGCCCGCGGGGAAGACUUUUGAGCACGCUGCGCCAUCGGAUGAAGCUGCGUGGGAUUGACAACCCGGACUCGGCUCAGGUUACUCGGGCAUCACCAGUCCUUCCGACAAGAGGCGGCAGCGAUGCCGGCUCAUUUAUAGCCCCAUCCCAAGACGCAUAUUCCAGUGGAAAGAACGACUCGCCGCUCGAGCUGCCAUCAUCCCCAGCUUUCCCAUCACAUUCUCCCAACCUCCGCGAUGCCCCUGGAAGCUUUUCGCCAUUGAUGUACGACAACAAGGCCUUUUCACCUGCCAUGUCACAUGCACCUCAAGCGCAUGUGAUGCCUGUGCACCCCGGGGCUACCACCCUUGUCGUUUCGAUCGUCGCCGGAAGUCUGGGUCUUGUUGGAAUUUGUCUGAUUCUCAUCAUAUUGGCUUGGAAGAAGAACGGAUGCUUUCCCGGACUUUCAUCUUGGAAACGCAAGCAUAGAGGCACCGCCUAUGAUGAAUUUAUGGAGGAGAAGAGUUGUUGGAUUGCUGACAAAAAACUCAAGAUCCAUCGUGAAAGCAAGCCAAAUCCCGAGCGCACAGUCACUGCUGUUAACCAGAAGUCAAACAGCUUCUGUUCCGCUAGUGAGGAUGUUCGAAGCGGCCACCCGGUGUCUCGCAGCCCAUCUCAAGCUCCUUCUAUUCCGCCCCUAGCUUACCUUGUGAAUGGAAAGUUAAGCAUUGACAGUAUCCGGCUUGAAUUUCCUGCACCCGUAUCGUCCCCGAUGGCGCCUUCCCUUUCAUCGGGCCUCAGUAGCAACUAUGAGGACGAUCUGAAGCAGAAUGAUUAUAAGGUUAUCAGUACCUUGAAAAAUCGAACCCAACCGGAGCCCGCCCAAUCACCUCACAAAAUCGAUUUUUCUGACGAUGCCCACCUCGCUAGCCGGCCAAGGUCUGAUAGCAAGUCUUCAACCAUAUCGAAGGCUUCCCUCAAAAGCAUCAGCUCCAUUGCUUCUUUCCUUCUCAGUAUCACGAAGUUCGACUCUUUAUCAGCAGGAAACAAGAAGGGAAAACUUGAGAUGGGUAUCAGCAGUGAGAAUUAUAAGAAUGUUCGCGAGUCGCUCAAUAGCGUCAACGAUCCUUUCAGCAUGUCCUCUCCAAAGUACGCCAAGAAACCUAGUAUCCCAGCAUUCAACCAGCCCAUCAAGCGAGUUGACUCUGCUGACGGUUUAGUCCGAGCAGCUUCUGCUCAAUUGAACCGCUUGAAUUACUCGGUUGGCUCUCAGGAUGCUCCUAAAAGGCCAAACACGAUUUCUUGUGUACCCCCUGCGAUUUUGAUUACGGAUCAUCCAUCCGAGCUCAUUCCGCCAUCACCCCCGCGUUCAUCCACUUAUGACCAAAGACCUGAGUCCAUCGGAACCUUCUUGGCCCGAUAUUCCAACUUCAAUUGCACAACAGAGCAGGGUCCUCACCCUGAAGAAAGCGAUUCCUACAUGUCCCCCCAACAUCAAUAUUCCACGUCUCAAUCGAUUCAAAUCCCGCAUGAUAAUCGAGCUGUAUUUGACUUACCAGUUUCAAAGGUGAAGGUCUCCAGCGAAGUGGAAAGAGCUGACAGGCAACCGACUCCUCGUAUACGUACCUUAAGCUCCGGGCAAGAGUGGCGCGCUAGAGAUCCUCGGAUCAACUCUGUCUCCAGUCUAAUUAGCCAUCGUUCACGAACCAGUGAGUUGCUUGGCACAGCAGCUCUUCAAGACUUCGAUCGGUCGAACGUGAAAUUCGAUUUUGCGCCGAAAAGAACCAGCUUGAACACGCUGAACUCUUCUCAAACGAUUCGGGAGCUAGCCGCGGUGACUGAAGAUCUCAGAGCGUUGAUCGACUCGGAGAUGGAUCCGGACUGCUCUUGGGAUUUACCCAGCCAGUUCCAUCAAACAGUCCCUGAUUGGGUCACGCUGCCUGCCAAAUUCAUGGUAGCUCCGCCCAUGCGUCCUCCAAAGUCUGCCAGCCGAUAUAGCAGCAUGAAGCCAACUGCUAUAGAGUACGAAAGCACAUCCACACCCUGCUCACCUAACGAUCCCAAUCCAUUAUCCAGUCGACGAGUUUCUUCUCAUUCAUCUUGGGAAUCUGCCGCGAUCCAGUACCCCGAUACGAAUUUCAACCCAUCAUCUUCAGCCAAGGGUAAACGGGUUUCUACUGGAUCUCGAGUCAAAAAAUCCAACUCGGAGUCCUCCAUUGAGACCGUCGUAUCCGCUGAAUCUAAUGCCAGUAUCCUGGAGAUCGCAAGCUUACACACUGCCCAGACUCAGAGCGUACGAGGCGUGUCUGCGGAAUUUGUUAUUCGUCAAAGCAUAGCUCAAAUCCAAGCUUUGGAAGCCCAUAACCGACUCAGAAUGGCACUCGGUACCAGACCGGAAUAG
This is a messenger RNA of Puccinia triticina, 3243 nucleotides long. RefSeq lists its product as uncharacterized. The transcript is spliced from 3 exons. The record is from RefSeq and is a predicted model, not a curated record. Lineage: Eukaryota; Fungi; Basidiomycota; Pucciniomycetes; Pucciniales; Pucciniaceae. Bases 1 to 3243 code for a protein of 1080 amino acids.